CCGAGCCUCAGCCCCCGGAUCACGGCGGCCCAGCCCGGCUCCGGUCCCGGUCCUGGGCCCGGCCCCGGCCGAAGAUGUCUUCUUCACGCACAGCGCUGGUCCCGGGCAACGAGCGCAACUCGGACACGCACCCCCCACUAGGGGGCAGCCGCUCUUCGGACAAGGGUCCGUCGUGGUCCAGCCGCUCGCUGGGCGCCCGCUGCCGCAGCUCCAUCGCCUCCGGCCCCGAGGAGCAGCCCCACGUGGGCAGCUACCGGCUCCUGCGCACCAUCGGCAAAGGGAACUUCGCCAAGGUCAAGCUGGCCCGGCACGUGCUCACCGGCCGCGAGGUCGCCAUCAAAAUCAUUGACAAGACUCAGCUGAACCCCAGCAGCCUCCAGAAGCUGUUCCGUGAGGUCCGCAUCAUGAAAGGCCUGAACCACCCCAACAUCGUGAAGCUGUUUGAGGUGAUUGAGACGGAGAAGACGCUGUACCUGGUGAUGGAAUACGCCAGCGCCGGGGAAGUUUUUGACUACCUCGUGUCCCACGGACGCAUGAAGGAGAAAGAGGCCAGGGCCAAGUUCCGCCAGAUUGUGUCGGCCGUGCACUACUGUCACCAGAAGAACAUCGUUCACAGGGACCUCAAGGCCGAGAACCUGCUGCUGGAUGCUGACGCCAACAUCAAGAUCGCAGAUUUCGGGUUCAGCAACGAGUUCACGUUGGGCUCCAAGCUGGACACGUUCUGUGGGAGCCCCCCCUACGCCGCCCCUGAACUCUUCCAGGGCAAAAAGUACGAUGGCCCUGAGGUGGACAUCUGGAGUCUGGGGGUCAUCCUGUACACCCUGGUCAGCGGCUCGCUGCCCUUUGAUGGCCAGAACCUCAAAGAGCUGCGGGAACGGGUGUUGCGGGGCAAGUACCGCGUCCCCUUCUACAUGUCCACGGACUGCGAGAGCAUCCUGCGCCGCUUCCUAGUCCUGAACCCCGCCAAGCGCUGCCCCCUGGAGCAAAUCAUGAAGGACAAGUGGAUCAACAUCGGCUACGAGGGGGAGGAGCUGAGGCCGUACAAGGAGCCCGAGGAGGAUUAUGGGGACACGAAGCGAAUCGAGGUCAUGGUGGGGAUGGGCUACUCGAGGGAGGAGAUCAAAGAGGCGCUGAACAACCAGAAAUACAACGAGGUCACUGCCACCUACCUCCUGCUGGGCAGGAAGAACGAGGAGGGCGGGGACCGGGGGGCCCCUGGCCUGGCCCUGGCCCGGGUGCGGGCGCCCAGCGAAGGCAACGGCACGGCCAAAGGGUCCGGUUCUGGCCACAGCAAAGGUCAGCGCGGCUCCACGUACCACCGGCAGCGCCGGCACAGCGACUUUUGCGGCCCCUCCCCUGCGCCUCUGCACCCCAAGCGCAGCCCCACAGGCACGGGGGAGGCCGAACUGAAGGAGGAACGGCUACCGUCCCGUAAGACCAGCUGCAGUACGGUGGGCGGGAGCCGGGGCCUGCCCCCUCCCAGCCCCAUGGUCAGCAGCGCUCACAACCCCAACAAAGCGGAGAUCCCAGAGCGGCACAAGGACAGCGCCGGUCCCCCCAAUAACCUCCCCCCCAGCGCAAUGACCCGUAGGAACACGUAUGUAUGUACUGAGCGCCCAGGCUCCGAGCGCCCCUCCCUGCUUCCCAACGGCAAAGAGAACAGCUCUGGACCCCCAAGGGUACCGCCUGCCUCUCCGUCCAGCCACAGUCUGGCGCCCGCCUCGGGCGACCGCAGCCGCCUGUCCCGCGGCUCCACCCUGCGCAGCACCUUCCACGGAGGGCAGGUGCGGGACCGCCGCGGGGGGGCGGCUGUGCAGAACGGCCCCCCCGCCUCGCCCACCCUGUCGCACGAGGCCUCGCCGCUACCCCCUGGCCGCAGCCGGCCCGCCGCCAACCUCUUCAGCAAGCUCACCUCUAAGCUGACCCGCAGGGUCGCAGACGAACCUGAGAGAAUCGGGGGACCUGAGAUCACAAGUGGCCAUCUACCUGGGGCUCCGAAGGAAGCCACCUCCGGCCCCCGGCUGCUCCGAUUUCCCUGGAGCGUGAAGCUGACCAGCUCGCGCCCGCCCGAGGCGCUCAUGGCCGCCCUGCACCGCGCCACACACGCCGCACGCUGCCGCUGCCGCCAGCCUCAGCCCUUCCUGCUGUCCUGCCUGCACGGGGGCGCCGGCGGCCCGGACCCCCUGUCCCACUUCGAGGUGGAGGUGUGCCAGUUGCCGCGGGCCGGCCUGCGCGGGGUCCUGUUCCGCCGGGUGGCGGGCACGGCCCCGGCCUUCCGCUCGCUGGUCAGCCGCAUCGCCGACGACUUGGAGCUCUAGGGCCGGAGCCCUGGCCCCGCCGCCCCGCCCCCACAUCCCCUGUUCCCCGCCCCCCAGCCCCAGCGAAGACGUGGGCCCCGACCCCCUUCCCACCCUUCGCGGGGACGGGAACGGGGGCUGCGUCUCCCACCUCCCGGGCUGGGGCGGGGACCCAGAGCGGGCUUCGAGACUGAGCCGGCUGGGAGAGAUGAGGGGUGCCCCCCCGUCGCCUCACUCUCCACCACAUCUCUCUCCAGCUCCCAGCCCUAAGCUCCACCGAACCAGAUGUGUGUGUUGGGGUGGCGGCAGAGCCGAGCCCAGGGCGGGUUUGCAGUGGGGGUCUCCUGGCAGCUGUGAUCGGGGGCCAAAUGGCCGUUUCUCCCUUCAUCUCCCUUGGGGCCCGGCUCUGCCCCCAGCUCCCCAAACCACCCCCCGCCGCCAGGCCAGGGGAGGGGCCUCCAUCCGUCAUUCUGCCAGGGGCUGUGCAGCCCCCACCCCUCCUCAGGGAUACUGCCAGCCCCGCCCCUCCCCCCCCACCCCGGGAAGGCACCCGCCAACAUCGUGGUAUCUGGGCCUCCCUCCUCCCGCCCCCCCCUUCCCAGGGCCCGGCACUUUGUACAAACCCUGUAAAUAGACCCC
Ornithorhynchus anatinus (platypus) is the source of this 2936-nucleotide messenger RNA. RefSeq names its product microtubule affinity regulating kinase 4 (gene MARK4). Gene Ontology annotation, cellular component: cytoplasm. Gene Ontology annotation, biological process: intracellular signal transduction; microtubule cytoskeleton organization; protein phosphorylation. The coding region runs from base 75 to 2318 and encodes 747 amino acids. The transcript is spliced from 17 exons. The record is from RefSeq and is a predicted model, not a curated record. Gene Ontology annotation, molecular function: ATP binding; tau-protein kinase activity; protein serine/threonine kinase activity. Lineage: Eukaryota; Metazoa; Chordata; Mammalia; Monotremata; Ornithorhynchidae.